AUGAAUAAUAUCACUCGAAAUUCAUUGUAUACUGAUAAAUCAAGCAUAUCAAAAUCUCUAUUAUCCUUACAGCACAUUGACUUUGAUUGCAAUAGUUCAAUAUUAAAUCUAUCUCAAACCAAACGUCUUUUUUCAUUGAUUGAUUCACCGAUAUUAAUUAGUAGUGAAACUUCAUUGCCUACAUUAACUGUUAUUUCAUCGAUAUUUUUAAUACGUUUAAAAACUGAAGCACAACAACAAGGUCUAGAUUUAAACGAUAUAAGAUUGAGCGGUGGUGCAGCAUCAUUUGUACUUGAUCCAACUGGUGAUUUAGCUUUUCGAGAUUUAGAUUUUUUGAUAUCCGUCAAUGAUGUCACAUCGGAAUCGAAUUGGUCAAAAAUAAAGCAAGCAGUUUGUGCUGCAUUACCAUUGUCGAAUCCAGAAAAUCAACAUUUAUGUACAGAAGUUUAUACUGAUAAAAUGAUACGUAUUAUAAAUGAACAUGAUCGUUGGGGUUUAAUAUCACUGAGAAAUUCUGAUGGCCGAAAUUUAGAAUUAAAAUUUGUUGAACAUAUGAAAAGACAAUAUCAAUUUUCUGUUGAUUCAUUUCAAAUUCUACUUGAUCCAUUACUGAAUUUGUUUUAUUUAACAAGAAAAUUUCAUUCGAAUUUAAUUAAUUUCCCACCGAUUAUUGUUCUAUCAAGUUAUGGAAAUCUUUCUGAAGCCUUACAACACCUACAUCAUCGUCUAAUUGAUGUCAGAGCACCAGAAGAAUUGCGUGGAGGUGGUCUUUUAAAAUAUUGCGAUCUAAUUGCAAGAGGCUUUCGUCCAACUAAUCAAACGCAAAUACAACGUUAUAUGUGUUCCAGAUUUUUUAUUGAUUUCAGAGAUUCAUCGACACAAGAACAAGUUCUAUUUAAAUACGUCACUAGUCAUUUCGGAAUAGAUUAUGAUGUACGUUAUCGAUUUUUACGUUGUUUAUAUGAUGUGAUAUCAACGGAUAGUGUUUGGCUAAGCGGUUUCGAACGACUAUGUUUUCUACGAAUUAUAUCAACAAUGAGCUCGUCUAUAAUGCCAUUGAAAUUAUCCAGUAACGUCAAACCACUGUUACCAUCGACUUGUAUUUAUUCACCAACUAAACCAAUAUUAAAUAAUAAACUCACUCCAUUAUGUAAUUCAACAGCGAAAUAUUCUCCUCUAUUAUCGAUAUCGAAUCAAAAACAUCGAGCACCAUCUGUGCCCUCGUCAAAUACUUUAAUUAAAACAUUGUCAUCAGAAAAAUCAACAAAUCUUGUUCUUCUUCCGACAUCAUCCAUGACAUCUUUAUCGCUCGAACAAAUAGAUAUAUUUGUUCAAAUAGUCAAUAGUCUUCGUACUGAACUUUUUCCUAAACUAAAUAAUUUUUUGUCCUCCAUGUAG
This is a messenger RNA of Rotaria socialis, 1398 nucleotides long. The record is from the annotation of a GenBank genome assembly. NCBI's taxonomy places the organism in Eukaryota, Metazoa, Rotifera, Eurotatoria, Philodinida, Philodinidae.